AUGUGUUCGUGGACGAGUGUCAUAGUUUUAUUUUUAUUUACUAGUGCAACAAUAGCAGGAAAAAGAAAAAGUGAACCAGAGUCCAUAGGAUUUCCUGAAUCUGAAGAGGACCCUGCCCUUGCUAAUAAAGAUGAUCGUCAACCAGUUUACAUUCCUGCUACCUGUCCCAUAGGCGAGCUAUUCUAUCCUGGCGACCAGAAAGAUGACUGGAUUUGCGAUUGCAGACCUGCAUACCUGUAUCAUCCAAAGACGGACCAAUGCUGGCCAGCAUACAGGACGGGACCUUGCAGCAAUGGUUACUAUCUCGUCUUGGGCCCAGACUCUGCCAUUCCGUACUGUGAAAAAAAUCCUUGCAUCAUUGACAGUAUGGUUAUGUAUAGCGGCAAAUGUGAGUUAUUGAACACAAUAUCUCCCUGCAACAGUGUGUGGCCAGACUUCGAAGUGUUGACAGUGAACUCUACUACUUUGACCAUAACGUGCGAGAAGCUUAUCUUCGAGACAAGAUUCAAGGAAAAAGAGACAAUCUUUCCAAAGUGUCCAACUGGCGGGAAAAGAAGUAUUAACGGCAAAUGUAGGCCUAACUCUACACAAUAG
Messenger RNA from Arctia plantaginis, 594 nucleotides. NCBI's taxonomy places the organism in Eukaryota, Metazoa, Arthropoda, Insecta, Lepidoptera, Erebidae. The record is from the annotation of a GenBank genome assembly.